This is a messenger RNA of Lolium perenne, 1044 nucleotides long. Its product is annotated as BTB/POZ and MATH domain-containing protein 2-like. Gene Ontology annotation, molecular function: protein binding. Lineage: Eukaryota; Viridiplantae; Streptophyta; Magnoliopsida; Poales; Poaceae. The record is from RefSeq and is a predicted model, not a curated record. Gene Ontology annotation, biological process: protein ubiquitination.
AUGUCGUUCGCCGGCGUAUCUGUCAUUGCUGACGGCAGGCUGCGGCAGCCGUGGGCCGUCUACCCCGGCACGGCCAGCCGCAGCGGGUACCACCUCCUCGUGGUUGAAGGCCACCGUUGGGUCCUCGACAUCUACCCGAACGGCAAGUACCCGGAGAGCGCCGGUUCUAUAUCCAUUUUUCUCGUCUUGUUGGAUGAGCAGCAAAUUGCACGGCCCGUGAAGGUCUGUUUCGACUUCAGUUUCAUCGACGAGGUUGAGGUGCAAGCGCCGGCGUGUGUUCGUGCCACCGAGGUGUGCGAGUUCUCUACCGACGCCAGUUGUAUUGGUCACUCGAGUUUGAUCACGAGAGAAGACCUUGAGAUGUCGGGGCAUCUAAAGGAUGAUUGUUUCGCCAUCCGGUGUGACAUCGUCAUCGCGGACCCCCUUGCUCCCUUCAUCGAGGUUCCGCCGUCCAACAUGCGCCGGCACUUCAACAAGCUCCUUGAAACCAAGGUGGGUACCGACGUGACGUUCAUGGUUGAUGGUGAGACAUUCGUUGCACAUCGGUGCGUUCUCGCAGCCCGGUCUGCCGUCUUUAUGGCUGAGCUCUUUGGCUCCAUGGAGGAGGGAAUGACGGAUAAUGUCAUACAGAUAAAAGACAUGGAAUCAUCAAUAUUCAAAGCCUUGCUUCGCUUCAUUUACACAGACUCGUGGCCUAAGAUGGAGGAGGUACCCAGCAGCAUGGAGGUGGAAGGAGACGUGCAGGAAAUUACGUGGUUGCAACAAUUGCUUGUUGCGGCCGAUAGAUAUGAUCUUCAGCGGCUCAAGUCAAUGUGCGAAGAGCAGUUGGCUGGACACAUAGGUUUAUGCUCGGUGACGACCAUUCUUUCUCUAGCUCAGCAGCAACAUUGCUCCGAACUGAAGGAGGCCUGCUUGGAGUUUCUCAAUGUCCAAUCUGCUACUGCUUUGCAGGGAGUAAUGUCGACACGUGACUGGGAGCAUAUGUCUACAACUUAUCCAUGUGUUCUCAACAAGCUCAUUGCCAAGCUCGCUUCCAGAGUGUAA